AUGAAAUGGCGAGAGGCGAGUGGAAUGGCAGUUCCGCUUGCUGCCGCUGUCUUCCUCAUGCUGCCAAUCUUCACGUCGUCAACUGGAGAUAUCAGACACCACGGAACAUCUAGGGCGCGGGGGUGGCGAGCUAGCGUCACCUCUGACGUCACAGCCAAUAACUCGGUCAGCAACGUCACAGCUCAACUUGGCGGCACAGCUUAUUUGCACUGUCUUGUGGGACACUUGAACGAGCGAGGGCAAGUGUCGUGGAUUAGGAAACGGGACUGGCAUAUCUUGAGCUCUGGCAAGUUCACCUACACGAACGACGAGCGGUUCCAGGUCUUACACGGCGAAGGUUCUGAAGACUGGACUCUUCAAAUCAAGUUUGUACAGAAGCGAGAUAACGGCACGUAUGAAUGUCAGGUGUCAACUCGGACGGGAAUCGUGUCGCAUUACGUUCGGCUCCAGAUAGUGGUCCCGGAGGCUUUCAUUUUGGGCUCGGGCGAGCAUCACGUAGACCUCGGCAGUGUGAUACACCUCAUCUGCAUUGUUGAAAAGAGCCCGACUCCGCCGCAAUACGUCUUCUGGUACCACAACGAUAGGAUGAUCAAUUACGACGCGACACGCGGUGGGAUUACGGUGGAGACAGAACCUGGUGCCAGGACACAGUCGCGGCUGACUGUGCGCGGGGCCACGCUUAAAGACUCCGGGAACUACACUUGCAGCGCUAGUAACACCGAACCGGCGUCUAUUCAUGUAUUUGUGUCUGAAGGCAGUAACAAAAUGGCGGCGAUCCUCCGACGCAACACUAGCGCCAUCCAUGGCAUAACUUCGAGUAUUACCUGCAUCUUGUUAUUUGCUUCAGUGCUGGCACAUUUUGUCGUGCGAUGA
Molecule: messenger RNA, 873 nt
Organism: Leptosia nina
Lineage: Eukaryota; Metazoa; Arthropoda; Insecta; Lepidoptera; Pieridae
Source: the annotation of a GenBank genome assembly